AUGUUAGUGGAAAAGCAUGUCAUCGGUUUCGCCACCAUCUGCUCGAUAUUGGCCACAGGUGCAUGCUUACUAGUGAUCUCGUCGCUCUACGAUGAGAUUACCCAGGUCCAUGAUUUGGUCCUCGAUGCAGUGGCCACAUUCCGUGUGCAGACCGAUUCGGCCUGGGUGGAGAUGAUGGACGUGCAGAUCACCGUCACUCCGCCAUCAUUACCACGUCAGAAUCCAUUCAACUCGAUCUUCCGUCAGAAGAAACAAGCUCUACCACCGUGGUGCAUCUGCGAGCCUCCUCGAAUCACUUGUCCGCCAGGACCACCUGGCCCACCUGGCAUGCCCGGACAGCCUGGUAAUCCUGGUCCCCCUGGGCCGCCAGGACGAGACGACAUGACUAUUUACGCUCCUAUCCACUGCCCAGCUCCAGAUCGUUCUUGCAUCCGUUGUCCGCCUGGACCGCCAGGACCGCAAGGACCCGAUGGAAAUAUGGGACAGCCAGGAAUUGACGGCAGACCUGGAGCUCCUGGACAACGUGGUGAGAACGGUCAGCCUGGUCCAAUGGGAGAACCUGGAGACCAAGGCCAGCCUGGUCAUCCAGGAAUGGAUGGCAGACCCGGACCACCUGGUCAAGAUGGACGAAAAGGCACUGGUGGCCCAGGUAUGCCUGGACAUCCAGGACCCCGUGGAGAGAUGGGAGCACCCGGAGCUCCUGGUAACCCCGGUGCACCUGGUAUGCCAGGACCGAUGGGUCCACCAGGUCAGAACGGUAUGCCAGGAAACCGUGGAAACGACGGUCAUCCUGGAACCAAUGGUAUGCCUGGAGCUCCUGGCAAAGACUCCACAUACUGCCCCUGUCCACGACGAAGCAGCCGUACCAAGAAGAAGAAGGCUUAA
Molecule: messenger RNA, 885 nt
Organism: Cooperia oncophora
Lineage: Eukaryota; Metazoa; Nematoda; Chromadorea; Rhabditida; Trichostrongylidae
Source: the annotation of a GenBank genome assembly